Pseudoliparis swirei is the source of this 2556-nucleotide messenger RNA. RefSeq names its product band 4.1-like protein 1. Gene Ontology annotation, cellular component: plasma membrane; cytoskeleton. The record is from RefSeq and is a predicted model, not a curated record. The transcript is spliced from 18 exons. Bases 1 to 1854 code for a protein of 617 amino acids. Gene Ontology annotation, biological process: cortical actin cytoskeleton organization. Gene Ontology annotation, molecular function: structural molecule activity; actin binding. Lineage: Eukaryota; Metazoa; Chordata; Actinopteri; Perciformes; Liparidae.
AUGACGACAGAGCCAGGUGAGCCACACGAGGCCCCGUCCAAAGAGGCAGAGUUUUUCCCUGAAGCCGCCGCCCACUCCACGCCAAAACAGGGAGGCGGGCCGUCCCAGAGCCGAGCUCACAGCUCAUUGGCCGAGGAUUCGACGAGUCACCUGUCGUCGGGCAGCCGGAUCGCCGGCUCUCCGGCCAGAAACCCGCUGAGCUUUAGGACCACACAGACGAGGGUGUCCCUGCUGGACGGCUCGCUGUUCACCUGCACUGUGGAGAAGCGUUCCCGUGGAGCCGUCCUGUUCCAGAAGGUUUGUGACCACCUGAACCUCCUGGAGAGAGACUACUUCAGCCUGGGCUACAGGGACGCCCACAGCCACCAGAACUGGUUGGAUCCAGCAAAGGAGAUGAAGAAGCAGGUCAGAGGUGUUCCCUGGAACUUCUCCUUUAACGUCAAGUUCUACCCGCGGGACCCCGCCCAGCUGCGUGAGGACAUCAGCAGGUACUUUCUGUGUCUGCAGCUCCGGCAGGACGUGGCGUCUGGACGCCUCCCGUGUUCCCCGGCAACACACGCCGUGCUCAGCGCCUACGCCGUCCAAUCAGAGCUCGGGGACUACGACGCUGCCUCCAGCGCCGUGUCUCACCACUUUGUCGCUGUCUCUCAGGUGCAUCACCAUGACGACAGAGCCAGUAGUGGAUCAGAGGCCAUCAUGCUGGGCGUGUGCAGUAGUGGUCUUCUGGUCUACAGAGACAGACUGAGGAUCAACAGAUUCUCGUGGCCGAAGAUCCUGAAGAUCUCGUACAAGAGGAACAACUUCUACAUCAAGAUCCGCCCUGGAGAGUUUGAUCAGUUUCAGUCGACUAUUGGUUUCCAGCUGCUGAACCACCGAUCAGCGAAGCGCCUGUGGAAGGUGUGCGUGGAGCACCACUCGUUCUUCAGGCUGAUGUCUCCGGAGGAGACCCCAAAGAAGUUCCUCUCUCUGGGCUCAAAGUUCCGCUACAGCGGCCGGACUCAGACCCAGAGCCGCAGGGCCAGCGCUCAGAUCGCCAGGCCGGCGCCCAACUUCCCACGAUGCAUCAGCAGGAGGACCCUCCUGAGCCGCAGCCUGGACGGAGCUCCGAGGACCACGCCCACUUCCUCUCUGAUUGGCUCUCCAGCCAUUACAACGUCCCCGAAAGCAAACGGUGGUACACACACAGAUAUAGGGCUGUACGGAGCGUCUACAGCUGUCAGUGACCUCAUCACCAUGGAGACGCCUGAGAGGUCGAUGGCUGAGAGGGGGGCGGAGUCAGUCGAGGAGGUGCUGGUGGUGGAACAGGUGCAGCAGCAGGAGGAGGAGGAGGAGGAGGAGACCAGAGCAACAGAGAACUCUCAGCGGAGUCCUCCUUCUCCUCAGAAGCAGGAAACCAAGACGGAGCUCUCUGAUGCCGCUCUGGAUGGAGACCUGUCUGCCACGGAGUCGGAUCAGGAUGAGUUGAGGACGUUGGGGAGUCCGGAGGAGGAGCAGGAGGAGCAGGAGGAGCAGCAGAGGCCUCAGACCACCAUCAGCGAUCUGCGGCGCUCCUUCUUGGAGCGAGGGGGGGGAGGGGGGGGGCUGACCGAGUGGGACAAGCGCCUCGCCUCCUCCCCCCUCCGGCGAGGAGACGACGCCCCCAUGAUCGAACCUCUGGAACCAGACGAGAGCUGCAUGGACUCAGGUCCAUCUGCAGGUUUUCUGCUGAGCUCCCAGACCUUCAAAGCCGAGACCUCCACCACCAAAACCACCACACACAUCACCAAGACCGUUAAAGGAGGAAUGUCGGAAACCAGAAUCGAGAAGAGAAUCGUGAUUUCUGGAGACACAGAAAUCGACCACGACCAGGACUGAAGAGACGCCCCGCUGCAUUCUGGGAGCUGGAGUCCAGACGGGAGAGACAACUGUCGGCACUGUUAUCAGACACCCAGUGGACGUUAAUGGAACUGAGGAGACACACACACACACACCUGUCUGUCUCACAGUGGGCGGGGCCAGAGAGUUUAGCCUUAGUUCAAUAGUUUAGAUCUAGUAGAAAGCUUUUCAGUCAAAUUUAAGAUAUGUAUACGACAGACAGGCAGGUGACAGACACAGAGAGACAGACAGGCAGAGCUGGUGAUGCCAAUCAACGUGUUCCCAUGGCAACCAAAGCAGUCAACUUCAGAUGAACUUCCACCAUGAUAGACCCAACCGUCAAGCCCCGCCCCCAGACACAGCAGACCUCUGAUUGGUUGACUCCUGACUCAAUGAUCUAAUGUAACGCAUGAUCUCAGCCCUGUAACCUGGGUAGCAGCAAACAGCUGCUCUCUAUUUACCCAUAAUGCAAUAGUAACGUGCCAUUCUUUCAUCUCGCCAUGGAAACCGUGUUAUGAAUUAUUUAUUCACUGUCCAAGUAUUUAUUGAUCUGUAUUUGAAUGUAACCCCAAACUGACCAGGUAUCACUGUACACCUGGCCACGCCCCCAGGUAUCACUGUACACCUGGCCACGCCCCCAGGUAUCACUGCACACCUGGCCACGCCCCCAGGUGUCUUUAACUUAACUCAAUAAAAUAAUGA